Myotis lucifugus (little brown bat) is the source of this 1514-nucleotide messenger RNA. RefSeq names its product disheveled-associated activator of morphogenesis 2-like. NCBI's taxonomy places the organism in Eukaryota, Metazoa, Chordata, Mammalia, Chiroptera, Vespertilionidae. Gene Ontology annotation, biological process: negative regulation of oligodendrocyte differentiation; positive regulation of canonical Wnt signaling pathway; regulation of non-canonical Wnt signaling pathway. The record is from RefSeq and is a predicted model, not a curated record. The transcript has 6 exons. Bases 72 to 884 code for a protein of 270 amino acids.
UCCCCCCCACCCGCCCCCCAGCCAUCCUGCUGGCCUCCCGGGAGCUGGUCCGCAGCAGGCGUCUGAAGCAGAUGCUGGAGAUCGUCCUGGCCAUCGGGAACUUCAUGAACAAGGGGCAGCGUGGGGGCGCCUACGGGUUCCGGGUGGCCAGCCUCAACAAGAUCGCCGACACCAAGUCCAGCAUCGACAGGAACAUCUCUCUGCUCCAUUACCUGAUCAUGAUCCUGGAGAAGCACUUCCCCGACAUCCUGAACAUGCCCUCGGAACUGCAGCAUCUUCCAGAAGCCGCCAAAGUCAACCUGGCAGAGCUGGAGAAGGAGAUAGGCAACCUCAGGAAGGGCCUCAGAGCGGUCGAGGUGGAGCUGGAAUAUCAGAAACGCCAGGCGCGGGAACCAAAUGACAAGUUCGUCCCCGUCAUGAGCGACUUCAUCACGGUGUCCAGCUUUAGCUUCUCAGAGCUGGAGGACCAGCUCAGUGAGGCCCGGGACAAGUUCUCCAAGGCCCUGGUGCACUUUGGGGAGCAGGACAGCAAGAUGCAGCCAGACGAAUUCUUUGGCAUCUUCGACACCUUCCUGCAGGCCUUCGCAGAGGCCCGGCAGGACCUGGAGGCCAUGAGGAGGAAGAAGGAGGAGGAGGAGCGGCGGGCGCGCAUGGAAGCCAUGCUGAAGGAGCAGCGGGAGCGGGAGCGGUGGCAGCGGCAGCGGAAGGUCCACGCGGGCAACGCGCUGGAGGAGGGCGGCGAGUUCGACGACCUGGUGUCAGCCCUGCGCUCUGGGGAGGUCUUUGACAAGGACUUGUGCAAGCUCAAGCGCAGCCGCAAGCGAUCAGGGAACCUGGCCCUGGAAGUCACCCGGGAGCGGGCAACCAACAGGCUAAACUGUUGACUUGGGCACUGGCCGCACAGGAGGCCAGGAGACAGGGAUGGUCAGGGGCUGAGUGGAGGAGGCGGGAUACUUAACCACAUGGUGCUCGGCUUAGAGCCCUGGGCUGGGUCCUGGGGUGCGGCUGUGUGAGGCAGGACCAGGCGUCUCCCACAUGUACCUGAGGGGCUCCUCCCUCUCCUCUUCCCAUUACUCGUCCUGCUUCCGGGCCCCAGGAUCACCCUCCGAGGCCCACUGGGACGUCCCUGGCAGGCUCGGCACCCACAUGUUGGCACAGAGCUGCCCAGAUCCAGCCUGGACAGGUCCCUGGCUCUUGCUCAGCUAUCAUGUGCGGUGGGCAGUACCUGGGGGGUGGGCACCCCGAGAGCCAGGUGAGAGAUCCAGGCUCCCAGCCCUCAAGAGGCGGCUAAUGGGGCAUAGACCUGGGAGCCCACUGCCCUCUUGAUGGAGAAGGAAGAGGCACUAUGUAUCCUGGAUAUGCUCUAGGAAAGAUGCUGAGGGUACCACAGGGACCAAGUCGUCAGGACACAGAGUAGCAGAGCCUGUUUCCUCCAUCACCACUCACUCCAGCCUCUCGCAUGUCUAAGCCUCCCCCUUCCUUCCCACUGCCACCUCCAUCCUGUCUACUGACCC